Molecule: messenger RNA, 975 nt
Organism: Arabis nemorensis
Lineage: Eukaryota; Viridiplantae; Streptophyta; Magnoliopsida; Brassicales; Brassicaceae
Source: the annotation of a GenBank genome assembly
AUGGAUGUUAUGUGCGAAGGACCUUUGUGUGUGGACGAACUUUCAUUGAAGCAUGUCCGUGUUCUUGGCCGAGGAACCUACGGUUCUGUCUCUCUAGAGGAGCAUCCCAUCAACGGAUUUUAUGCGAAGAAGACAUCUUCAAUGCAUGUCAAGGAGAAUCUCGAGAAGGAGCUCAGGAUCAUGCAUCGUUUCCGUAAUCAUCCUCGCAUCGUUCAAGCCUCAAGUGAUAGCAUUCACUUAGAUUUAAGUAUGAUCUUCGAUGAGUGCCAUAUCUAUAUGGAGUAUGCCUCCGAAGGUACUCUACUCGAGAAAAUCUCUGCUUUGCAAGGAAAACCAUUGCCUGAGAAUGUGAUUGGACGCUCCACUCGUAUGAUCCUACAAGGACUCGAAGCGCUUCACUCACGCGGCUACGUUCACUGCGACCUCAAGCCAGCCAACGUUCUCCUCUUCCCUUCCACUACUUUAGGAGAUCCGUGGGAUGUCAAACUUGCUGAUUUCGGAUUAUCCAAGGAGCCUAAUACGGAUCCUAGGUCGAUGUUCGCUGGUACGAAAAAGUACAUGUCCCCGGAAUCUGUUGGACCGGACGGAUUGAUUGGACCGGCCCUUGAUAUAUGGUCUCUAGGGUGCAUGGUUUAUGAGAUGUUUGGAGGUAAGGCAAUAGAGAUGGGAGAUUCGUACGAGUGGAGGCUGGACCAAGAUAUCUCUCCAGUGACCAAAGACUUCUUGAGGUUGUGCCAUACUAUGCAUCCAUUAAGUAGGGCUUCCGCGACCGAGCUUUUGAAUCAUCCUUUUAUUACACAGAGAAACUCCAUUCCACGGCCAAUCCCGACUCGUUCUCCUAUAAGACAACAGGACUUGACGUUUGCUUUAAUGUUUACACGAAGGAUAUGUGGUCCAUUGCCAACUCCGAUUGGUCCUACUAGAAGACAACAAGAAGCUACGGAGAUGGUUCCAAGAUAUAAACUGUGGGGGUGA